Pseudovirgaria hyperparasitica is the source of this 1533-nucleotide messenger RNA. RefSeq lists its product as uncharacterized. The record is from RefSeq and is a predicted model, not a curated record. NCBI's taxonomy places the organism in Eukaryota, Fungi, Ascomycota, Dothideomycetes, Acrospermales, Acrospermaceae. The transcript has 5 exons. The coding region runs from base 148 to 1323 and encodes 391 amino acids.
AAGGCUGCAUAGCCAGCUCAGCAGCGUGAACCUCGACUUCGGCUUACUUGUAAUCUUCUCCAUACUUCCUCUGGAAUGCAAAUCGUCUUUAGCAAUCGUAACUUGUACAUCUGAUACGAGUCGAACGACUCUACCGAUAGCAGAAAGAUGGAGAUAGAUACGGACAGUUACACCUCCAUCCAUCGGAAGACAUAUGAGGUGACCAUCGGGAUCUUCUUUGGCAUUUCGGUUUUGACUUUGCUUGCGAGACUGACAACACGCCUCACAACACAAAGACGGCUGGCUCUCGAUGACUACUUCCUCAUCUUUGCUCUGGCCUGUCUGUGUGUAUCGGCUGCCAUGCUCUUCGUGAAUGCAGAGGCGUACUUCCUCGACAAUGCGAUCCAACACGAUGUGACCCUUGCGUACAGACUCACGCCGAAAGAACUGGAUAUGGUUAUUAACGGCACAACUCCAUUGAAAACGUUUCUCUGCCUGGCAUGGACUGCAAUUUUCUGUGUCAAGUUCUCUUUCCUGGCUUUCUUCUAUAACCUCAUCGAUAGAGUGCGUGGCAUUCGCAUUUGGUAUUGGUCGGUCGUUGUCUUUACGAUAGUAACCUGGAUGUUUCUGGUUUCCGAGCCGUUCAUACUGUGCCCUUACUCCGGCGUCGACUCAUUGAAGUGCUUGGAUCCGUCUCGCUCACUGUUGAAUGUGUCUUUGACUGGAUUCAUCACAGGACUGGACUGCUUGACUGACAUCAUGAUUGUUAGCAUUCCAGUCAUAAUUCUGAGACAAUCAAAUUUGAAGUUCCGUCAGAAAAUGGUCCUAGGUAUCUUCCUUUGCCUGUCGCUCGUGAUGGUGGCGAUGGCCAUAACACGAGUGAGCAAAGUGAAGAAUGAUAUCGGCACCGACGUCCCGUGGUCGCUGUUUUGGCAGUUCAUGGAGGCAGCUGUGGCAGUCUUCAUGGCAUCAUUGACAACCUUCCGAACGGCAUUUGUGAAACACAAUCAGUCGGGCCAGCACGCCCCACCACCGCUCUAUUCGUACAAACGUUUACUCCGAGGCCGAAAGAACAAAUCGUCCGAGAACGACUUCGAGGACACCGAAAUAGGUCACCUGCCUCAGGUUCCACGGCCGACCAUGACCGGGCUGGGGACGUUUAUCAGGGGCUACAAUCGAAGUCAUGCACUCCACAGUAUGGACGAUACCUUGUGCGGUAGCGAAUCUAAUCGGAGCAUCGUUGUGAAAAAGCAGUUUUCAGUCCAGUCUACCCACGAAUCGGAGGUGAGCCCUCCAUCAACAGCUUAUGAGGAAUAUGAGCCACGCGAUACAUUUAGACGGUAAACAAGAGCUCUCCCCUCGGAGCUUAGAGACAGGCUCUCGGUUUAAGCCCAACGUGGAAAUGCGCAACAUGUACCGUAGAUUUCAUUAAAUGUGGAGCGUUCCAGUCUUGGAAGGGUGGGUAAAUAGAUCAUGUUUUCUGUUCGAAAUAAAUGUGUAGCGGAUAUAUUGUUUGGCACUAGCGUACCUCGAAAGUGAAUCCGUGCAUGCAAU